Linum tenue is the source of this 217-nucleotide messenger RNA. The record is from the annotation of a GenBank genome assembly. NCBI's taxonomy places the organism in Eukaryota, Viridiplantae, Streptophyta, Magnoliopsida, Malpighiales, Linaceae.
CAUGUAUUCAAGGUAAAGAGCUGACAACUAAGCCAAGGAAGGAGAAGAGGAGGUACCUCAAGAUGCUUCUAUGUGUCAGGCGAUGAUAGACCGGUGGUCAAGGCGUACUCAAGUAGGUAAAUUCAAUCUCUUUACAAUCCCUUUAGUUUUGGAUUUCUAUAUAUUUGUUAAUGAAAUUGUAUCUGUCCCAAAUUGUGGAAUUGUAAUAUCUUUUUAC